Messenger RNA from Nematostella vectensis (starlet sea anemone), 6751 nucleotides. RefSeq lists its product as uncharacterized. Gene Ontology annotation, molecular function: aspartic-type endopeptidase activity. NCBI's taxonomy places the organism in Eukaryota, Metazoa, Cnidaria, Anthozoa, Actiniaria, Edwardsiidae. The record is from RefSeq and is a predicted model, not a curated record. The coding region runs from base 771 to 2051 and encodes 426 amino acids. Gene Ontology annotation, biological process: proteolysis. The transcript has 4 exons.
CUAGAAAUACUUGUAUUUUGUACCUGUUUUGGCAUAAAUCUAUUACAUAAGUGACAAGUGGCAGUUUCGUUAAUACCGAUUUCAACCACGUGAUUAUAAUCCAUUGUAAAUCAGUCAGAUCAACAGUAACCGAGAUCGGAACUCUGAAAUACAGCUAACCAGUACAAUUACAAAACCUACAGCUAACCAGGACUUAGAGAAUCAGAAAACACGAUCGGAUACGCCACAGAAACCGAAUAAAUAUAUCUUUACACAUCGUUGGAUUGUUAUACGGUUUGUGGCGAAAUCCUCACGGGAACCUAACGCAACAUUACAUUCGAUUUCUUGGAUCUCCUAUUGGUAACGAGAAGGAUUGAUGUCAGAAGGAAUCAGAAGAUUUGAACAUGACUACUGAAGAGGAGUUGAAACAACGAAAGAUAGAUCGCAGGACUGCGAAAGCAUCGCUAACACGACAAGGGAAGGCUGUAAAUAACGUAAUAGUUGGAAAUCGACCUGGGCCAGAAGUAAGUAACGCCCUCGUUAAAUAUCAGGAAUGUUUCGAACAGUUGGUAGAUACGCACGAUCAAUAUGUAAAGCUGAUCGAAAGCGAGGAACAGUUUGAACAGGAAGAGGAGUGGUUAGGAAGCUGCCAGGAAGAUUUUAUGGAAAUAGAAUUCCGCGCUAAAGUUUAUCUUGAUUCAAAAGCUAUUAUCAAUAAGGGGAAAGGGCCUAAAUCUGUUGGGGUUGAAGUUGGAAGCAUUUCAACAGAAAAACCAGACUGAAGUAAAAUUAUGAAUGGAAUGCUCGGAAUAUCCGGUACGGCAAACACAGAAGAACAAAUUGACGUUGACAAGCACCAGAUCACAAACAAGGCUAGUACAAGUAGCUUUGAAGAGACAAUUACAGCAGGAACCACGGGCGGUACACAGGACCAACAAGCAGCACAGGAAACUUUGACGUGUAGUUUCAAAACGGAGAAACCUAAGCUUCCUAAAUUUUCAGGGGAUGUAAAGGAAUAUGUCAUUUUUAAGUCAGAUUGGAAUCACAUUAUCUACAAGAGGUAUAUGAAACGCGAUGCAAUGACACUUUUACGCGCAAGUUUAACAGAUAAACCACUGGAGCUAAUUAAAGGCAUAGGGACGGAUUAUGACGCAGCUUGGGAGUACCUGGACGCUAUUUAUGGAGACCCCCGUGUUGUUUCAGAUAGCGUGACACAAGAUAUCAGUAAAUUCAAAGCGUUGCAAGACGGAGAAGAUUCGCGCUUCUGUGAGCUUGUACACCUAGUAAGGCGAUCGUACAACACGCUGAAGGAAGUUGGUCUUUCAGGGGACGUGGACAACAGUCACAUGUUGUCUGUUAUUGAGCGCAAGAUGAGUGCUGAUGAUCGGAAAGUAUGGUCGCGCGAGCUCGAACGUGAUAAAAAAACAGCGACUCUAGAAGGGCUGUUACAGUGGAUGACGUCGGAAAUGAAGUCAAGAAUGAGAGCCACCGCAGCGGUACGCAGCGGCAAUACUACAUACCGAGGAGGAGUUUAUCAGUUCAAGGCUGACGAGCAGGAGAACCCCCGAUUUAAAUGGCACUGCAAAAAUUCAGAGCACUGGCCAGACCAAUAUCCAAAGUUUGCGGCACUGACAUAUGAAAAGCGCAUGAAAACAGCCAAAGAAAAUCACGUGUGCUUCAGUUGCCUGAAAGUGGCCGGCCGCAAUCACAAAGCUUCCACCUGUAGCAGGAAAAAAGUAUGCAACAAGUCCGAAAACGGCGAACAUUGCCAGGCAUUCCAUCAUCCUUUGCUACACAAGACAAUUCCUGUAAGCGUCGGAACGGCUCUUGAAAGCGAAAAUACAAGCGUCAUCCUACCAGUGUUGACAGCGAACAUCCACGGACAAAAGCAAGCUAACGUUCUGCUAGAUACCGGAGCACAAAUAAGUUUAAUAAGGAAUGACACCGCGGAUUUACUAGGCUUAGUCGGAAAGGAUACGUACAUCACUAUCACCAAAGUAGGGGGAGAAGACAAGAGUAUGAAAACGAAGGUUUAUAAAGUUCCUGUUUGUUCCAAUGGAAGAAGCAAGUAAAAGCACAGUACAGUAAAAGCUAUCGGCUAUCGUAAGAAGCACAGUAAAAGCUAUCGGCAUCGACAAAAUCAGCGACGACGUGAAGGCGGUAGAAAUGAAAAGCAUUGCAAAGCACUUGGGUCUGGAAAAUGAACGAAUCCGCCGUGGAAAAAGGCCGCGUAGAUCUGCUUAUCGGAAUUGACCAUGCCCAGCUACACACGGGACCAUCGAAACAAUCAGACAAGCUCGUAGCGCGCAAUACGCCUUUGGGAUGGGUAGUAUUUGGAGGCAGUGCAGCCGACACGGAGAAAGUCAGUCAAGUGUACCACGUGGCUCUUGCGCCACACCUGGACCUAGCGACAUCCUGGAAAACGGAGUCAAUGGGAGUUGAAGUCAAACCGUGCGUCUGUGAGGCUGAUAAGCUAAGUCAAGUGGAACGCGAAGAGACGGAAGUGAUUAGUAACUCGUGCAGAAAAGUCGGAAAUCAAUGGGAAAUCCCGUACCCGUGGAAAAAGGAUCCGAGUCAGCUCCCAGACAACAAACCAGCUGCAGUAAAAAGGUUGGAAGCGACAGAAAGGCGUCUGUUAAAAAACCCGGAUCACGCUGUCGCCUAUAACAAGCAAAUGGAAGAAAUGUGUGAGAUGAAUUUCGCAAGGAAGCUAACAGAAGAAGAAGUUAAAAGUUACCAGGGACCAGUGCAUUAUAUCAGCCAUCACGGGGUGGCACGGCCAGAGAGUGACAGCACCCCCCUGAGGAUUGUGUUUAACACGUCAGCAACCUACCAAGGGCAUGCAUUGAACGACUACUGGAUGAAGGGACCGGACUUACUGAACGACCUGUUCGGUGUACUUUUAAGAUUCCGGGAGGGGCAAUGUGCGGUGAUCGGUGACCUGUCAAAAAUGUACCAUAGAAUACUAAUCCCGGAAGAAGACCAGCACGUACAUCGUUACUUAUGGAGAAAUCUGGAGACAGAAAGACCGCCAGAUGUAUUUGUUAAGACGGUCCUUACGUUCGGAGACAAACCAGCACCCGCGAUGGCCCAAAUCGCGCUACGUAAAACAGCUGAAGAAGGCGAGAAGGAGUACCCAGAAGCGGCCAAAGUGCUAAAGGAAAACACGUACAUGGACGACAUCUGUCACUCAGAAGAAACCCCAGAUAAGGUGCAACAACUGGUAAAAGACCUGGGCAAAGUGCUACAGAACGGUGGAUUUCAUGUAAAGAAAUGGCAACGAGCGAAAGUGCAAAGGACGACGACGCCGCCGAGCUAGACCUGUUAAAGACAGAACACGAAGAGAAAGUCCUUGGAAUCGCGUGGGACAGUAAGACUGAUGUGUUGCGGCUUAAAGUACAGAAGCAAUCUCACAGCACUUCAGACGGAAAAGAGAAGGGUCCAUGGACCAAGAGAAAGAUCCUUAGCCGCGUAGCACGCCUAUAUGGUCCAAUAGGAUACACAGCAGCAGUCGUCAUCAAAGCUAAGAUCGGAAUUCAGAAGUUAUGGCAGCUAGGCUAUGAGUGGGAUCAACCUAUAGAGCCCCCGCUUGCACAGACAUGGGAAGCGUUCUUCGCAGAUCUAGACGAGCUUAAUAAGAUAGAGCUCCCGAGAUGUCUCACUCCACCAAACGCAGUUGGCCUGCCAACACUCUGCAUAUUCUCGGAUGCAGCGAGAGAAGCCUUUGGAGCAGUUGCAUAUUUGAGAUGGCAGGCAAGCGUUGGGUCGUAUGAAGUGAGAUUUGUAGCAGCCAAAUCAAGAGUCGCCCCACUCAAGGAGUUAACAAUUCCAAGGCUAGAGCGCCAAGCAGCAGUACUGGCAGCAAGAUUGCACCAGACCCUACAAGAGGAACUUCGCAUAGAAUGUGAAAAGGCUAUCCUGUUUACUGACAGUAUGAUUGUUUACUCAUGGGUAAGAGGGUCUCCGAGGAGUUUCAAGCCCUUUGUAUAUGCGAGAAUAAGUGAAAUCCAAGACAAGACCGACCCAAACUAGUGGCGCCACAUCCCCGGAAGUGCAAAUGUUGCUGAUGACGUCUCUCGAGGCCUAUCGGUUCAAGAACUCAAGGGAAGGUGGACCCAAGGCCCAGCCUUUCUACAGAGCAAUGAAGAUGAAUGGCCACAGGAAGCCAAGUAUCAGGAACCAGAUAACGAGUCCGACCAAUCGGAGAGACGAAAGGAGAAAGUAUGCGCAGUGACAGGAAGAGCAGAAGAGGCGAUCGAUGUCAGCAAGUUCUCGGAAUGGAGAAGACUCGUCCGUGUAACAGCUAGAAUUCAAAGGCUGGCAGAGAAAAUCAGGUUGCGAAAGUAUGAACAAGAAGGAAGGCAAGGCCCCUUGGCGCCAGAAGAACUGAAAAAGGCGGAAGAACACUGGAUAAAGAAGAUGCAAGAUACACUUUACGGUCGUCACGAGAAAGGCGAAUUCGCGCCGUUAUCCCCGUUUGUCGACGACAAAGGCAUCAUCCGUGUCGGCGGACGUGUGGAUGCAGCGUUAGUAUCAUAUGACACCAGGCACCCUAUUCUGUUGCCAAGCGACCACCGAGGAGCCCUACUGAUAACGCGUCACGUCCACAAACAUGGACAUCUCGGAGUCGCCGCCACCACAGCAAAAAUCAGAGCCAAGUACUGGAUCGUCAAGGGCAACAAGCUGAGUAAGAUUGUGAAGAAGGAAUGUGUGUUCUGUAAACGACUAGCCCACCAGACAGAGACACAGAUAAUGUCAGCCCUACCUCAGCUCCGGCUAGCGCCCUACACCCCACCGUUUUUCCACACAUCGUGCGACUAUUUUGGUCCUAUCAAUGUCCGGAUCGGCCGAAACAAGUCCGACAAGUAUUAUGGAGUAAUCUUCACGUGUCUGAAUACAAGAGCUGUGCAUUUGGAGAUGGCCGUUGACCUCUCCACCAUGGAUUUCCUACAGGUCCUCCGCCGAUUCUUCUCGAUCAGAGGAUACCCAGCCACAGUGUUAAGUGAUAACGGCAGCCAAAUGGUCGGCGCAGAAAGAGAGCUGCGAGAACUAAUCAAGGGUCUAAACGACGAUCAGCUGCGCCAAUUCAACGCGGAAAAGGGCAUAAGGUGGAUCUUCAUCACCCCAGGCGCACCUCACCAGAAUGGCUGCGCGGAAGCGUUAGUCAAGACAUGCAAGACGGCCCUCAAGAAAGCAGUUGGCGAACAGACCCUCACGCCAAUGGAGCUAUACACAUGUCUACUUGAAGCUGGAAACUAAGUGAACCAGAGGCCGAAAGGACGCAUCCCUAAUGACCCAGACGACGGGAAGUACCUCUGUCCAAAUGACAUACUGUUAGGCCGGGCCCCCUCAGACGUACCCCAAGGUCCAUUCAGAGAGACCCCCAACCCGCGGCAGAGAGUUGAAUUCGUCCAGAGGAUCGUCGAGUCCUUCUGGAAACGAUGGCAUCGAGAUGUGUUCCCGGUACUUGUGCCAACAAAGAAAUGGCGCUCAGAAAUCCGGAACGUGAGCAAUGCACUGAGAGGAAAGUGGAGCACCGGAAGAGUAACUGAAGUUUAUCCCGGGCCUGACGGCAAGGUGCGCAACGUCAAAGUACAAACAGCGACCGGAAAGUACAGUCGUCCAGUCACCAAGAUUGCUGUGAUCCAGGCUGCAGACGAAAAGCUACUGUAGAUUGAUAAGGACUACGCCCUUAUGGGGCGGAGAGUGUUUCGGCAUAAAUCUAUUACAUAAGUGACAAGUGGCAGUUUCGUUAAUAUCGAUUUCAACCACGUGAUUAUAAUCCAUUGUAAAUCAGUCAGAUCAACAGUAACCGAGAUCGGAGCUCUGAAAUACAGCUAACCAGUACGAUUACAAAACCUACAGCUAACCAGGACUUUGAGAAUCAGAAAACACGAUCGGAUACGCCACAAAAGUAAGUUUAAUUUGUGAGUUUGAAUAACUCUAAAUAAGCUUUGAUUCCAUGCGAUCAAUGUAAAUCAAAUAACUUUCAUUCAUUCUAGAUCGAAUAAAUAUAUCUUUACACAUCGUUGGAUUGUUAUACGGUUUGUGGCGAAAUCCUCACGGGAACCUAACGCAACAGUACCUCAGUAUAAAAUAAACCGGACUCCUUCUAAAAUGAUUACUUCAGUCAAGCGCUUGUAUACCACUGUCAAAUCUUUUUUUUUUUUGUGGCGAAGGGCGGAAAUUCUAGAAUUUAAUUUUGGGCUCCCUUUGCACAGACGACUUCGCGGAUCUAUCUAUCUAUAAAAUAACGACUCAUCCUAAAACCAUUACUUCAGUCAAGUGCUUGUAUACCACUGUCAAAUCAUUUUUUUGUGGAGAAGGGUAGUCUCCCGCACAGCCGUUCUUUGUGUCGGUCACGCAACGCUUCCAUCCCACAAUGAACGGCUGCGCGGGAGACUAGGCGAAGGGCGGAUAUUCUAGAAUUUAAUUUGGGGCUCCCUGUGCACAGACGACUACGCGAAUCGUGGGAGAUAGCUGUUGUUGCCGAGACAGUUGAGCCCGAGGAAGUUUAAUUUCCGAGCAAAGAAAAGCAAAACGGAAAGGUGGAUACAUAUUUACCGGAUAUCAAGACGACUACGCGAAUCGUGGGAGAUAGCUGUUGUUGCCGAGACAGUUGAGCCCGAGGAAGUUUAAUUUCCGAGCAAAGAAAAGCAAAACGGAAAGGUGGAUACAUAUUUACCGGAUAUCAAGACGACUACGCGAAUCGUGGGAGAUAGCUGUUGUUGCCGAGACAGUUGAGCCCGAGGAAGUUUAAUUUCCGAGCAAA